Messenger RNA from Solenopsis invicta (red fire ant), 15309 nucleotides. RefSeq lists its product as uncharacterized. Bases 1085 to 10366 code for a protein of 3093 amino acids. The record is from RefSeq and is a predicted model, not a curated record. Gene Ontology annotation, molecular function: ATP hydrolysis activity; ATP-dependent chromatin remodeler activity; ATP binding. NCBI's taxonomy places the organism in Eukaryota, Metazoa, Arthropoda, Insecta, Hymenoptera, Formicidae. Gene Ontology annotation, cellular component: nucleus. The transcript has 6 exons.
UCUUGCACUGCGUUUCUCUAAACAAAUCAGCUUCUGGAAUUCACGAGAGUUGCAUCUCGACAAAUCUUCGUGUUUCCUCUUGGCAAUUCAUGAUUGUCAUAUCUCUAGAUCUUUUUAUAAGGUACACUAAAUAGCAGAAGAUAAUUUUUUCCAGUUUUUUUUUAGUUACCAUGAACAUUAAAAAUCUCUGAGAGAUAAGGAAGGUUUAUACAGGACAAUUUUCAAUAUCUCAUGCUGAGCAAAGUAUUUGUAAGAAAAUGUUAAAUUUGGUGCAUUGUUAUUUAUUUCAUUUUAUAUUAUAAAAGUUGAGAUGGUCUGAAAUAUUUUGUUAAUGUUUUGUAACAUUUUAUAUCUCUAGUUAUUUUCGAGUUAUUGUACACUUGUUAGAAUAUUAGAGAGAUAAGGAAACUUUGAUUUACACAGGACGAUUUUUGAUUGUCACAUGGGACGAUGUUCCCAUGUUGAGUGAGGAGUUUCCUAUAAUAAAGAAUGCUAAAAAAUAGAUUUAACAUACUGCAUAUUGUUACAUAUUUCAUUUUGCAUCACAAAAAUUGAGACAGAAAGUUUUAGAACAUUCUGUAAAUGUAUAUUUUUUUUAUCUGUAAAGAAAUACUAAUUGAAAAAGAGAGGUGUCAAAUAUAUUAGCUUUUUACUUUUCAUCAUAAUAUCGGCUUUAGCAUUUAUUUUGUAAAGUUUGUUAUAUUACUGUUUAUUGUUGUAUUACCAAGAGUUAGAAGUUAAGUAUCACUAAGAGUUAGAACUUUCUUCACUUGUUUGUCUUUGACUGUUGAAUUAGCAAUAAAUUUCUAUUGUUUACGUUUAAAAAAUGACUAUAACUUUACUUUAUUUUGCACAUCUUAUCUCUUUGUUGACAGGUAACAAUUUCUAAAAGUAUUAAAUAAAAUAACAUGGCAAAUAUAUAUAUACAUAAUGUAUAUAUGUUGUUACAGGAAGGAAAAAGCAUUUUGAAUGACAAUUAAACAAUGUGAGUGUUAAGCUAAUAGAUAGUUAGUAUUGUGUUUAAACGUGUGAGACAUUCCAUAUCGGUAAGGUACACGUUGUGACUCUAUGGAUAGUGUGCACCAUGUCUAAUAGUCUAGACAGUUUUCUCACACGCAUAGGGGAUGUCACAAUUGAACGUGUGACUCCACGCAGUGGUCCCAAGCCUGAUGAAGCAAAUAUGAUGACCAGUGAAACUGUAACAAGUGUAAACAUGAAUGCUGAGCCACAGGCGACUAAUGACGAGAGCUCAGACGAAUCGAGCGGUGAAACGACGGAUGGGGAACAGGAGAAGAAGCUCGAUGUUAUGCAAUCAGAGGAGAUAGAAGAGAUACGCUCAGAGGGUUCUGGGGAUGAUAUGGAUCUGGACGAAACGAUCGAUUCCCAGAUUGGAGUGAGAAUGGAGUCAGAGAGGCAGCAACACCAUCCGUCUCCAGAAGAGGACGACGAGGAACAAGUUAAUAUUCUGGAUACUUUACCUCUGGAAGGUGCACCUAUAGAAGGUCAAGAAGUAUCUGAAGCCGAUCUGUUAGGGAAGCCUAUAAAGGAUUCAGAAGAUGAGGAAAGUGUGGAUAAUGAGAACGAGAGAACGGACGAACAAUCUACAGGGGAGGAAGGCACUGACAGUAACAAGAGACACGCCGAUUCCGAUCAUUCCGACAGCGCGAAGAAGAAAGUGAAGAAGGAUGAUGGUAGCACUGAGGGUAGCACGUCGGAAUGCGAGUUGAAGACAGAGAAAAAGCUAUCCAAUAUGCGAAGAAACAUUCGAGAGGUGAUGGACGAAACACAACUAGACGAAGCCACAUUGUCCGCUCAAAGGCAGGAGAUGGAACGUCUCAGACGAGUGCAGGAGCAGCAGAAAAUUAUUCGUGAGGUACAACGUCAGAUAGCAAUCAAUCGACAGAACAAGGCGCAGACGCGCGUUAUCAGUUUACUACAGGGUAAGCAGAAUCAGGCUGGAAGCACUAUGAUCUCGCAGUCGUCUUCCUCAUCGUCGCCAUUUCCGUCAAUGACGUCGCCGUCGUCCACUCAAGUCCGUUUGCCAAAUACCGUACUGCUGAAAGUGAACUCUGGCACCGGCACUGGUGCUCAGACCACUCAGAUGUCUAGUGGGAUGCAAGCGGGACAGAUGCAGAGAAGAUCGAUCGAUGGUGGUACGCGUUGGCAGAAGGGCAGAGGCGGUUAUCAGGGAGCGCAGACAUCUAUCUCGCGUGUCCCAAAUCGGUCCGGUGCGCCUAAUAUGUUACAACAAAGAAUCCGCAUGAUGACGCCGUCUGUAAGUAUAUCGCCGGUGGUACCAAAAAAGGAGCCGUUGGAUCGAGCGGACUACUAUUCUGAUUCCGAGUUGUCUGAUAUGGAAGCUGAGGAAGCGAUACGCUGCGAGAAGCAGAUGCAUGCAGCGCGGAAGAUGCCUGGCGCGUCCAAAUAUCAGAGACCGCCUAAAGGCAAGGAUGUGGUGACGAUAUCCAGCUCGAGCGAAAGUUCGGACGAUGACUGUAUAGUUUUGAGUGAUCCUAGCGGUGAAGAGGAAACUGACACUGAGGAUGAUCCAUCUAAUUCCGGGAUGCAUACUAAUGAUCGUUAUAACAUUCCAGACGAACAUGGUCGGGUAUUGAUCAAUGUGGGUCAUCCCGAGACCGAACCGGAAGUUUAUCUAGCGCCACAGGUGGCUCGCAUUAUUAAGCCUCAUCAGAUUGGCGGUAUACGCUUCCUCUUUGAUAAUAUCAUUGAGACGAUCGAAAGAUACAAGACUAGCAGCGGCUUUGGCUGUAUCCUUGCCCAUAGUAUGGGUCUAGGCAAGACUCUUCAAGUCGCCAGCUUUUGCGACAUUUUUUUUCGAUGUACCACUGCCAAGACUGUUCUCUGCAUUAUGCCUAUAAAUACGCUUCAAAACUGGCUGGCGGAGUUCAACAUGUGGUUACCAUAUGAAGAUCCCGCUAUUACUGCCGAGAAGCAGUCUAAGGCGACGAACGUCAAAAUGGAACCAGGAACAGAUAUGAAGCACGAAAUAAAAGAAGAAAGUUGUGGCAAUCAGAGCGACAUGUCUAAUAUGUCGCGGCCUAUUAGCACAGAGUCUGCGCAUCGUUUUAGUCAGGACGCAGCAACCGCUGUCGGUGUGUCGCAACAAUCGAUGAACAUCAUGUCAGAGAAUCCUUAUACAAAUCCUCAUCACGGUUACGAACAGCGCAACAUGAUGCCGAGUUAUAUGCAAGAUUCUACUGUGAUGAAUAAGAAUAUGGCUGAACCUCAUGUACCACAUAUGCCAUCGAAUUAUCAUCAGGGAGAGAUGCCGCAAAAUCCUAUGUACAACCCGAAUUCGAAUACACUUUCUAAUUUCUCCGAUCCAAUGAAGCCAGAUCCGAUGAACUGCCAUGGUAUGCCACCUGGGCAGAACAUGACAGGGCCAAAAUUCGGUAUGGAGAAUCAGACUACCGGUGUUAUGUAUCCUGGCAUGGAGAAUCGACCGCAGGGUGUUCCUAUGUAUCCCGAUAUGGAAACUCGAAACGCCGCGGCAAUAUAUCCGGGCAUGGGUAAUCAUCAUCCCAGUUCGAUGUACUCCAAUUACAACAACAUUCCCGGUACUUUCGCGAGCUACGGCAGUCAAACGAAUCAACAAGAAUUAGUCCGAGAGCCGAAGAAGGAGAAUAUGCUGCCGGGAGGAAUGCCAAUUCAGAACACAGAAGUUAAUGUGAAGAAAGAACCGGAAGAGAUGAUAAAAAAAGAAGAGGGUACUUCAGUGAAGGAAGAAUUAGUGGAUGAAAAGAAGGAAACGAUAGAAAAGGUGAAAACACCAUACAAUGUAGAUACGCCAAUUGGUAUGACUGUACGCCCGAGGCACUUCCGCUUGCAUAUUUUAAAUGAUUCGCAUAAAACUAUGACGGCGAGAGCAAAGGUGAUACAGGAGUGGCAAUCGACCGGUGGUGUUUUAUUGAUAGGAUACGAAUUGUAUAGACAAUUGUCUUUAAAGAAGCCUAACAAGGCUAAACGAAAACGUGGACAACCCUUCAAAGACACAGUAGAUGUAGAAGAAGAGGAUAAGAACAAAGGUCUGCUGGAUGAAAUGCAUUCAGCUUUAGUGAGUCCUGGACCGGAUUUGGUAAUCUGUGACGAAGGCCAUCGAAUCAAGAAUUCACACGCGAGUAUAAGCAUGGCGUUGAAGCAAAUGCGAACGAAGCGCAGAAUUGUAUUGACCGGUUAUCCGCUACAAAAUAACCUGCUGGAGUAUUGGUGCAUGGUAGACUUUGUGAGGCCCAAUUAUCUGGGUACCAAGAGCGAGUUCUGUAACAUGUUUGAAAGACCGAUUCAAAAUGGUCAGUGUAUCGACUCUACUCCACAAGAUAUACGUUUGAUGCGAUAUCGGGCACAUGUGCUGCACGCUUUGUUAGAGGGUUUCGUGCAAAGACGAUCUCACUCCGUGUUGCAAAUGUCAUUACCUCGCAAGGAGGAAUACAUCCUCCUCGUUAGGAUGACGCCUCAUCAACGUAAAUUAUAUGAUACGUUUAUGAAUCAGGUAGUGAAAACGCGUGCAGUACCAAAUCCAUUAAAAGCCUUUGCUGUAUGCUGCAAGAUUUGGAACCAUCCGGACAUCUUGUACUAUUUUCUUCGUAAGCGUCAGGCAAAUGAAGAAGAUGAUUUGGACCUGGAAGAGACAAUAGCAGAAAAAGUCACGACGGGUGGCAAGAAAUCCAAAGCACGUCAACCGAAAGGAGAGUCUAAGAAAACCAAAAAGGGUACGAUAAAGAAUAAACCUGCAGCUAGCGUACAACCAAAUGCUUCUUCGUCAUCCAACAACGAUAAUGCGGAGGCUGAAAAUACAAACAACGCUCCAAAACAAAAUAAUUAUACUAAUAAUUAUACAAUGCCAGCUUCUAACUCGGGAUAUUCUAACUCAAUGCCGCAAGGAUCUUAUCCUCCUCAUGGAAAUUAUCAAAACUAUCGUCCGAAUGAUCAAAAUACGUACUAUAGAAACGAUAACAACAAUCAUGGAGAAUAUAAUCAUGGAGAGUUUUACAAUAAUCAAGGACAACAAAGGUACAGCAAUCAACCAUUCCAGUCAUAUACUCAAACAUCAACAAACUACAAUACGUCGCAGGGAUAUGCCAAUCAAUCUCAAAAUUACAUGCCGUCAAACGAGCAAUCCACUCAGAGAUAUAGUGGUGCAGCGGCUGGCUCCGAUUUUCGGUCGGAUCAAAAUCAAGGAAAUAAUUAUGAAGCACCUGGGAUGUUUCCACGACAGAAUUAUCCUUAUCAGGAUCAGCAGCGCAAUUAUACGCCAAAUUUAAAUCAAGGGCCUAGCAAUUAUCCCCAAGUUUCUAAUCAAUCUACCUUCCAGUCACAGAUGCCGAAUCAAUCCGCGAAUAUAUCGAUGCCGGAUUACUCGUCAUAUACCGCGAAUCAAAAUCAAAAUUACACGCCGACGCCGACUCAAGCGAAUCCGAUGUAUCCACGAAAUGAUGCGCAACCAUUGCAAAACUCGACAAUGGGAUAUCCAGCAUCUCAGCAAGGUCAGCCACCGUCAGCUCAAACACAAACCACUGGCUAUAUGGCGCCGCAGCAAAACCAGAACAUAUCGCCCGGUCAAAAUCGUGGCUUCUCGCCAAACCAGCAGAAUCAGAAUUUAGGUUUGCAGAAUCAAUCUCAUCCAUACGCGAGCCAGCAAUCGCAAGGUGUGCCUAUUCAGGGCCAAGCACAUGGAUAUUCUACGCAAGUGAAUCCGGCUCCUCCACAGACCCCGCAUGCGUUUAAUCAGCAGUCGGCUUCGAUGCCGCCAACUUCAUCUCACGGUUACAUACAGCCGAACCAAUCGAAUCAAGGGCCCAUUCCACAGGGUUCGAUGCGCGGUUAUACUCCGGCACCACAAGGUCAAAUAAACGUAGCACAAAAUCAGACUAAUUAUCCAGCCAAUCAACCCGCACAAAACGUCAAUGCACAGAAUCAGACACACAGGUAUUCUUCAGAACAGUCAGGCCAGGCAUCAAAUCCGCAGAAUGCUGUCCACAGUUAUAGUCAUCAUAUGAUACCUCAAACCGCAGCUUCCAAUCAGACAAGUCCAUAUCCUCAACAGAAUCAGUCCGGUCCGGUGAUACCACCGUCGAAUCAAGCUCACUCUGGUUAUCCGCCAAAUCAUUCAGGCACAAGCGCAAUGCCGCAGAAUCCUGCACAUCGAUACGGAGCUGCGCAGCAAACACAAGUGGCCCAAAAUCAACCUAUGGGAUAUCCGCCAAAUCAGCAGCAGCCUAAUCCAUCUUUGAGUCAAAACGAUCAACUUUAUCCUAGGUCAGACGCUACGGUGUCGCAACAAACGCAGAGUUACGCUCCGGCAGCAAACGAAUUUUCUAAUGAUCGUUCGAGUGCAAACACCGGUAAUUCCGGCAAUAAUUACACCGCCAAUCAGCCGCAAACGCAGAACCCCGUCAUGCCGAAUUAUCCAUCGGAUAACACACAUCAGAAUCCGGCGGCAGUCGGACAGAUGAAGGGCGCAGAUGAGCCUUAUUAUAUGCAGCGCAGUUAUCCGCAGACGUUCCGACCGGAUCAGCAAUGCAACGAUUCGUACUACAGAGAUCAGAUGAAUUCCGGCAUGAAUCGUUAUCCAAAUAAUUAUUUCCCGACACAGAAUUAUUCAAAUCAGUCAUAUGACUACGCGACUGGUCACGACACGGACAUGAAUUCGCGAUCUGAAGAGUCCAAGACUUUACAGCAACCCAUCAGUGCUCAUCCUUCCGGUACUCCGUGUGAUAAAAGUAAUAAAGACAUGACAUCUAACAUCGGGGUGCAGAGUCAACCAUUGCAUCAGAAUAAUCUCGCCGGUCCGCCAAGCUACAUCGCGGAAUCGAAUCGUCAGAGUUCGGCGACUCCUGCGCCCAGAUCAGGAGUUAAUCCAGUGCACAGUCCUCGAUUAAAUCAGAGCGAAGUGACGAAGGAGGAUGAGAGAGAAAAAGAAGACCAACCAGAGAAAGAUAAAGAAGAUAAAUCUGACGAGGAGAUUCUUGCGAAAGACGAGGAAAAAGAUUGCAAGAGCUCUCCUAUCGGAAAAGAAGAUCCAGGAAUUCCAUAUGAUUGGGCAACAGAGUUGAUGAAGGGAUAUGUACCCGGUUUGAUAGAUGCGUCCGCAAAAAUGACUAUCUUCUUUUGCAUUCUUGAGGAAGCUAUUAAAUUAGGAGAUCGCGUACUUGCAUUCUCGCAGUCGCUAUUCACAUUGAAUCUUAUAGAAGAUUUCUUAGCGCGAAAUAGUUUAAAGAAUCCGGAUGGUCAAACUGAUGCCUGGAUUAAGAAUGUGAAUUAUUACAGACUAGACGGAAGCACCAGUGCAUUAGAGCGAGAGAAACUGAUCAACGAAUUUAAUAGUAAUCCGAAGAUUCAUCUCUUUCUUGUUUCUACACGAGCUGGUUCACUGGGUAUCAAUCUUGUCGGUGCGAAUCGCGCGAUUGUAUUUGAUGCUUCUUGGAAUCCUUGUCAUGAUACACAAGCAGUAUGCAGAGUUUAUCGAUACGGCCAAAAAAAGCCAUGUUUUGUUUAUCGAUUGGUCACCGAUAACUGUCUAGAAAGGAAAAUCUAUGAUCGACAAAUUAGUAAACAGGGCAUGGCAGAUCGCGUGGUUGACCAGUGUAAUCCCGAUGCGCAUCUUUCGCUAAAGGAAGCAACAACAUUAUCGUGGGACUGGGAAGAGGACAGUCAAGUGCAGGAUUUCUCGCAGAUUAAAGAUAGCUAUACGGAUGAAGUUAUGCACUGUGUGUUAGAACGCCAUUCCUCGUUGCUCACAAAACAACCGUUUCAUCACGAGAGUUUACUCGUUGAUCGAAAGGAUAAGAAGCUUAGUCAAGCUGAGAAACGAUUGGCUCGUCGCGGCUAUGAGCUUGAAAAGAUGGCAGCUAAUUGUUCCAGGCCCAGUUAUAACUAUGUUCCUGGAAAUACAGCAACGCGAGGUGGAUUACAAAUCAGAGCAAUUCGCGGUGGUGAUGGUGGUCCUACGCCGAAACCUGUGGCAUCUGUUAGACCUAUGCAACAGCGAGGUGCUGAAGGAUUAAAUCCGCGAGGUGUUACUGGUAGCAGAUGGAUUCCGGCGGAAGUAUGGCAGAGACAGGGAAUGAGUGCGCAAGAGAUGACGCUACCUCUAGAUGUAGUUAUACCGACCAACUCUCCGGAUAAAGGAAGUAUCGUUUUGAAAGCGGGUCAACGGGUAAUGGUGUUGAAGAGUCCAAAAGGCAUUUACAUGCAGCUUGAAUCUGGCAAAAUUAUAGCAAUUCGCACUGCGCUUAAAUUGAAUCAGCAAAAACGAGAGGAGGAGCCGAAGAAAGGAGUUUCCUCGAUGAUACAGAGGAAUUCUAAGCCCGAAGUUGGCUUUCCCUUACGGAAUAACUCGGCUAUUUCCAUAAUACCCAAAUCAUCCUCAAGUAACCAGAUCGGCGGCCGGCCUCUGAAUAAAUCAUCACCGAGCCCGGGUUACAAACCGUUUGGCGAUAAGGAAAUCUCUAAGAGGCCCAAACCAGUUGCUACAGCAACAGCCAAACCUUAUUUGAGUCAAGUAAACUUAACUAAUCAAGUUUCUCUGUCGAGACUACCUAAAGUCAAGCAAGAACCAAUUGAUCAUUCUACACUGGGGGACAACUCUAACUCGUCUGAUGGUCAAUUGAGAACAGAGCAACGCGUCGAGGAAGUCAGAUUAGAAGACGUAGUGGCAGAAGUUAGCUCGAAUACUGAGUAUAGUCCCUCUAAUCAUACUCGUACCACUAAUUCGGAUACGGAUACAUCCUUGCCAAAAUCGUCCGAAGAAAGCACUCAGGUUUACACGCCUGAUACUGUCUCUCUUGCGCAAAGUGUUCAGACACAGCAUGAUCAGUCUGAACCAGAAAUGCCGUCAACCGCUGACAAACAACGUUUGCCAUCGGAGAAAGAACCUUCUAAAUCCGAUACAUUAACAAACUACAAUCGGCCAUUCCAUACUCAAGCGGAGAAGCGAGAGACCAAUGAUGAUAUCAUCGUUGAAGAAACUCAAGCGACAUCGCAGAUGACGCCACAGAUGACGUCGCAAGUGACACAGCAAGUGACACCACAAGUCGCGACACAAACGCACGUAAUUCCUAGCCCAAUGACUUCUCUGUUGACACCGCAACCAGUAUCUUCGGCCAUGCCGAUACCAUCGACCAUGUCGAUACCGCCAAACUUAUCGGUACCAUCAAGUAUGCCUCCGAAUAUGCCAGUACCAUCGAACAUGCCACCAAACUUACCGCCGAGCAUGCCAGUAUCAUCAAACUUGCCACCUAGUGUACCAUCGAACAUGCCGAUACCCUCGAGUAUGCCGGUAUCGAGUAUACCGCUGAGCAUGCCAUCAAGUAUGCCAUCGAGUAUGCCAUCAAGUAUUCCAUCGAGUAUGCUAGUAACAUCAAGCAUGUCUCCAAGCAUACCGUCGAGCAUGCCAAUACCAUCAAGUAUGUCGAUUUCAUCUAGCAUACCGGUAUCGUCGAGCAUAUCAGUAUCGUCUGGUGUAUCAAUACCAUCCGCGUCUGCAAGAGGUUCAGAAGCACCUAAAAGUAUCGCCGAAUCAAUUGCAAACGUGACAUCGACCGCUUCCGUAUGCACUAGCACCAAUAUCACUUCUCCGAAGAGUGCUGAGCCAACUCCGAGUAUGCGAGACAACAUGAUCCAGAGUGAUCCGACGCCGAGCGUACCCCAGGGAUAUCCCUACGCUCAGUACCCGAGAUAUUACGACUAUAGCGAUCCGCGAUCCCGUCCGCUUUCUAAUCCCUAUGGCACUUACUUCCCAGGCGUUCCACCACACACGGCAAAUCCCAGACUGCCAGACACGUCGAAACCUCAACCGGACCUAGGCAAACCUAUGGACGAGAGGAACGUGAUGAACGUGCCUACUGCUUAUUCUCAAAUACCGAGCAUUACUGCCAAAACGUUAACGAGCAACUCUGCGACGGAGUCUAAGGGUACGGACAACACGACGGUGACUACUACGAUGGCCUCAUCGAGCAGAGAUGAGACACAUAUACCUACCGCAUUUAGUCAUCCCACUAGCACGCGGUAUCCAGGACCAUAUCCACCGGGCCCGUACGAUCCAUACUCACAGCAUUAUCCACCAGCGCCUGGCUCUUCUGCAGCUUAUCCUCCAGGUGGAGCACCCGGUUAUCCAGCAUACGGUGGACCUAGCUACAAUACAGAUUAUGCCCGUAUGUACUCGGCGUUCCAUGGUCCGCCACCUCCAACGGAUCCCUACAUGCAUAGAGGAUACGCUCCUCCCUCUUCGCAUCCCCCUAAUUACUAUUCGCCCUUCCCGCAUCCUCCACCACCUUAUGGCAAUUAUUCGUUCUUGCCGUAUCCAAAUCCGAAUAUGUCUAGCGAGCCUCAACCACCCACUCAGUAGGGAAGCAACGCGGCUAAGGAUAAUCCUGGGUUAGUGGCCGUGAAAAGCGAGAAAGCCGUCGCAGAUUCAAAGCCGCGGUUACGAAGCUUAAUAGACUGAAGCUGUAAAACGCAUCGAUGUAAAUAUUUAGUCAGAAAUAAUGAGAUAUUAAGAGGAUAUUUGAUGGCAGGUAUUUCGAGUAUUUCGCAAUACCGAUAUGUAAUGACGUGAAGGACGAGUGCGAUCGCCGUCAACAUUGAACUGUGCAAUCUGUUGAAAUGUUCAGAAUAUUUUAACUCUUGACUUUGUCAACAUCGUUCUUGCGAUGCGUUUUUGUUUACUAGUUAAUUACAAGAAAAUGUACUCGUCAUGCGGUACAAAUCACUCCUUUAGUUAAUCCUCCAGUUUCAUAAGGGCAGCGUCAAGUGAGAUUUUUUACGAAUACUUAGAUUAUGCAAUUUAGAUUGCAAUACGUUUCAUACAAUUGCGUUCCUCGUGACUUUUUCUACUUUUUGUACUUGCGCGCUGUGCUUUGUCAGAUUAGCCUUUUAUCCAUAGCUUUUAAACAUUGAACCCGAUGAGUUAUUGACGUGUAUAACUCUGAGAAGAUUAAAGGAGGAGUAAAUUGUACCAUUCGAAUGAUCGAAGAGAGCGGAGAAGCGCUGUAUAUUAUCGUUUAGCUUCACGCGUUACAUUCAAUCACUUAACUCGUUUUUGUAUAUCUUGUAUAUCAUUUUUAUAACGAAGAGGGGGAUGGUCAUUACAAAGGAACAAAAUUCUCGUAUCAAAAAUGAUUAACAAUAUCCAUGACGCGUUCGUUCGCAAUUCAUAAAACCCAGGAAUUAAAAGUAAAAAUCGUGCUAAACAAAUGACUAAAAGUAGACAUAUGAGAUUUUGAGUUUACAUCUAUUUCACUCAUUAUGAUAUUAAUAACGAUGUUUUACGGGUAAUACGUUAGAAUUUAAACGUAAGAAUUUAUUCUUAUAUUAGCUUUUAUAAUUUUUUUCUUUUUUUUUAAUUAGAUAACGUGAUUCUCUUGAUCUUUAUAUAUCUGAGAUUUUCUUGAAGGGGAAAUGAUAUGUAGAAAACUUCCAUGACAAAUUUUUGCGAAUUUCUAUUUGAUCGACUAAUCCCUCUUCAUGAUGUUACGGCAAGAGUAAUGAAUAUUUGCAAGCUGUUUAGAUCACUGACAUUAAAACUGUAUUAUAAAAUGCAGAUUGAAACUUUCGCGCAUGAACGUGUUAGAAUCUACUGUCCAAUGAAAUACUUUCUUCUAUUUCAUCGUACAAAACACUUCAUAUAUCACAGCGGUAUGUGUAAUUGUUACACGAUUCUCGACGAUUCAGAACUUUUACCUUGAAAUUGUUUUUCUAAAGAUUUGUUGCAUGAGACUCCGUUUUCACUUGAACUAUGCUUUUUCCAGCAAUAGUUCUAGUAGUUUUUAAUUUCCAUAUCCAAUUUUUCUUGCACUAUUUUGAAUGAAAUUAUCGUCUAAAUGAGCCCAUUUGUAAUUCUUAACGACAGUUUUGUUAUAAUGUCGUUGCACAGAUAUAACAUAUGAUAAAAAAAGCUUCAUAACAAUGUUAUAACGAACGUUUAAGAGUUACAGAAUAGAGGGAGGAGUUAUUGCAAGAGUUUCACCUAUUUAAAGUCCUGGUUUAGACAAUGGUUGUAUUAUACUACUUAGAUACUAUUAUAAUUAUUUAGAUGAUGGAUGAAGUAAUUUUACUCGAAAAGACGAUUUCAGGACGAGAGCAAUGAAUCGUGCAGAGUAAAGUUUGGUUUGCAUUAUGCAUCACUCUUCCGUAAAAAUAUGCUCUUUUUUUUAUAGUGCGUAUCUGUAUUCUUUUUCUCGACGAGCGUUGAGAUCGGUUGCUAUUCAUCGCGAUACGCGUCACGCCGCGUCUACGUGUCGUCUCUUUCAAACCAUUUUCCGCAUACAUACAUUUAAACGCGUAAACACGUACAUACAGUAUUCAUGGAACAUUUAGCAGCCAGUAAAUUACAGUCUACAGCAUCCCUAGCGAGUUGUAUAUGGACUACGUAUUAUACUAUUAAACGUUACGGUUUCCGAACUAGAUAAUCUUACAGUAGAACGUAGGAUUGUUGUUAACUAGGAACGUCUUACGACUUAUAAAAGGAAAAGAGGAAAAAAUAAGCAAGAAACACUUGCCGCAUCUCUCGGAGACGCGUAAUGUAAGCGUUAAGGGGAGAGCCAUGAUUUUCAGGAGCGACUCUUCAGACUCGGAACUGUGAUAUUUUAUUAUUAAUCUCGUGUCGAAUUCGCGCUGCAUGCUCUUGCCCGGAAUCGAAGUCGCCGACCUUUCGGUUUCGGCGGGAGUUUCGCGGGCUGGCCCAGAGAGGUAUCCCUUCCGGGUCCGCCUACGCGACGCUCGGUCGAAAUUGUUGCAUUUACGUUAGCGUAAGUCAAUCGAGUGCACGAGAUGACUAAUCCGUUUUUUCCAAGUGGGACGUAGAGGCGCGCACGGGUCUAUCAUGGUGCUCCCUGUAUACAUUAUUAUAGACCAGUGGUAUUCAACCCCGGCGUCAGUCCCGAGAGCAUCCCCGUCGUGCCCUUUGAAGAAUAUAUUUUUUUAUUUUUCCUCUUGCCCAGAAUUUUGUACACCGUUUCGAAAGCACUUCCACGAAGGAUUUUUGAUAAAACUUUUUUUUUAAUUUCCACGAUUCUUUUAUAUUCUUUCUUUACUUGCGCUUUUUACGAGUUUCUUUUGCACGUUUUAAGGAUAAGGGAGAGAGAUAACUUUUCUUCGUAUAAAUUCUUCAGAACUCUGUAUGCCAGAAGAAUUUAUCCUUUUUUAUAUUCAUACAUCUUCGUACUUACCAAAGUUCCCUUUUAACAGAUCGCGCCCGCGAAUUCUCCCAGAAGGCGAAAACCCGUGUCUUGGCGUCCCUCCCGAAGGGGGCACUCCAGGUUGAAUACCUCUGAUUAUAGAUGAAUUAUUCUAGCAAGAUAAGCGUUCGUGCUGGAUAUAUGAUUAGUAAUAUUAUGUCUCCCGCGGCGGGUCUCGGUGUUGUCUGUUUGCCGCGCGAUGAGACGCGACGUUCCUCUCCUCCCCCUUUUCCCUUCUUCGUCAUCCCUCGUUUACUUGGGACGCGGCUGCACGUUUCGUAGGUUCUAAGGUGUACAGGUGUUACGUUUAAGCGCGACGCUCAAGUAAGCUGUGCAAUCCCACGCAAACAGAUGACAGGGAGACCGUCGCGUUAAAAUGCGCGCGCGCAAGAGAGAGAGUGAGAGAAAGAGAGCUGCGAGCCGUACCGUUGUUCUGAAAGCGGUCGCGGAGUUUCAAAUAUUUCGCGGGAUUUGCGGAUUAUCACCACAACGAGUCAUCCUUUGAUACCGGGGGUGCGGUUGUCGAGUUCUAUUUCAUUGUAAUAUAAAGAUCACUCUCGACGUCGCCGCAAACCGAAAAUAGCGCGUGCGAUCUUAGCGCUAAACAUGAUGAUCCGGUUUCUAGUUAUGUUCACAAAACGUAACGAAAAUUACUUGUCAUUCGAUGUUACUCGAAUUGUUUAGGGCUAAAUAUAAUAUUGUAAAUCUGAUUUCAAACUCUCGUAAUGAUUAACGCGAUUUUAAUCGAUUAUCGUUACAUAUAAAUUUUAUAAUUAUAUAUAAUUGUAUUAUAUAUAAUUGUAUGUAUUUAUAAAGCAAACAAGCGGAGCAAUACGGGCAUUUCAGUGGAAUUUCUGACUUGCGCCACUCUCAGAACAAGCGGCUCAUAUAUCUGCAGAAGGAAAGCAAUUAUUUCAUCUGUUAUAGCUUCUUUGCCAUUUACAUACUUGUACAUACCCAUUAUUUACAUUUCAUACUUUAUUUAUUAUUAUACAUUAGCCAUUAUUAUCGCUUUUUUUCGAUGUCAGAGUAUUACCCUUAUGUAAAAUAAAUUGUUUACACUGAUGACAAGAUUGUUUUGCUCAUACUAUAUUGUUACGCAGAGCGAGAGAGAGAGAGAGAGAGAGAAGAAUGAGAGCACACAUUUGUUUUUUACAACAUUCAUCUUUGCAUCUAAAAACAGGAAUCAGCUCGCAAUCUCGUGUUUUCGCCACAAGUUUAAUGCAAAACGCUGUUUGAUUUCAAGACCGAAUAAGGUAACUGUCUCAAUUUUGAGUCGAGUUCUAAUUAUAAGAUCAAAUUUGUGAAAUUAAUGUUUUACAGAAAAAUUUUUUUAUAUUUAAUUUUUUGUAAUUGUAUUAUAAAAUCACUUUAUUAAUCAUUGUUGUUAUUUAGAAAAAAAUAUCUUUAAUUUAGCUCUGUAAAUACUUUUCUAAUCAUUCUUUGAAAUUUAUAUUCUCAGUAGAUUGUAUAUAAAGUUUGCAAUACAUACAUUACAAACAUACAUUAAUGAAAAUUAUUUUAACUGAUCCAUGAUCGUUAGAGAUCGUUACCUUAUUUUCGUCUGACAAAUUUUUUGAGAAAUUCAUAAAAUCGUCCAAUAGACAAUAAUAAAUAAAUUUUAUUAUUCCAAGAAAUUUUGGAAAUUGUAGAAAAAAGCAAUCUCAUAAAAAAUUUCGGAAAUUAAAGAGGAAAUUAUUGAAAGCUUGUACAGAUCUUUGUGACCCUUUAAAAUAUUAGAAGAAAACUUUUUUGCGUGAGACAAUUUCAACAAAUCGAUAAGUAAAUGGUUUGAUCAUAGUGUAUCUAUGAUGACGCGAAGAUCUAAAAGAAGCGUCUGGCAGCCACUUACGGCGAAAGCACGCGUCGCAAUGCACGGUGUAAAUGUUUAGUAUCGUAAGGGAUGAUUCAUGUAAAAACAACAUUAUGGAAUUAUUAAGCAAAUUCGUCUGAUAUACGCGAGAGAUUCGUCUUUCAAUCUGAAAUUCUGCAUCGACGUGAUAAGAUUUUCGUGACGCUCUUCAUCUGUACAUGUUAGGAUGAUUAAAAAUGAAUGUUACACGCAGGCUGGGUUUAUUGAAGAGUUAUAAUAAAUUUGUCAGCGAAGGAUUAA